Molecule: messenger RNA, 945 nt
Organism: Selaginella moellendorffii
Lineage: Eukaryota; Viridiplantae; Streptophyta; Lycopodiopsida; Selaginellales; Selaginellaceae
Product: GDT1-like protein 5
Exons: 11
Coding region: 135-785 (216 amino acids)
Biological process (GO): Golgi calcium ion transport; manganese ion transmembrane transport; calcium ion transmembrane transport
Cellular component (GO): Golgi apparatus
Molecular function (GO): calcium ion transmembrane transporter activity; manganese ion transmembrane transporter activity
Source: RefSeq, a predicted model, not a curated record
GAAUUAUUCUGGAACCUAGGUGUGGUCUAAAGGGAAUUUCUCCUUCGCGGAGUGGUCCAGAAGAUCCGCGGAGCUUUUGGUCGUCAUUCUCGGCGCGCGAUAGAGGAUCGAGGCUGAUCCUGAUCUCCGGCGCGAUGGGGGCGUCGUUGAUCCAGGGAUUCCUUAAGUCAACGGCCAUGACCAUAGUCUCGGAGAUCGGGGACAAGACGUUCUUCGUGGCCGCGUUGAUGGCUAUGAGGCAUCCUCGCGGUGUAGUUCUAACUGGAGCGCUCUUAGCUCUUGUGGUGAUGACUAUUUUUUCUGCAGUGUUUGGCUGGGCAGCGCCAAAUCUUAUAUCUCGCAAGCUGACACACAACGGUGCCACGUUUCUCUUCUUUGUUUUCGGCCUCCGGUCGCUAUGGGAUGCAAUCUCCAAUGAGGAAGGGGAGUCCGAGCUCGCGGAAGUCGAAGCAAAGCUUGGGAGGACUGACGAUAUAAAGAAGAAAAAGAAGCAACAAACGAGCGUUUUUUUGUCCCCCGUUCUCAUCGAGGCUUUUUCGUUAACUUUCCUUGGUGAAUGGGGCGACCGGAGUCAGAUAGCUACGAUAGGAUUGGCUGCCCAGGAGAACGUAGUGGGAGUAGCAGUCGGUGGCUUCCUGGGCCAUGCCUUGUGCACGAGUGCUGCUGUUUGGGGAGGGAGGCAUCUAGCUUCAAGCAUCUCCGAAAGAUCGGUUGCGCUUUGUGGUGGCAUUUUGUUCUUGCUAUUCGGAGCGCAUUCCUUGUUUAACGGUUUCCAAGUGGCUUGAACGUAUUAAGUUCUUCAAGCCUACGUAACUAUACUCGUGAACUCUGGCUACGGAAGUUCAUUCUCUAAAAGUUCUUUAUACAAACUUCGAUUGGCUUCGAAGAAGAAAACAUCUUUGCUCUUACUAGAAAUUUCAAUACAUAUAUUGUCAAACUCCAACA